Molecule: messenger RNA, 1578 nt
Organism: Folsomia candida
Lineage: Eukaryota; Metazoa; Arthropoda; Collembola; Entomobryomorpha; Isotomidae
Exons: 2
Coding region: 1-1578 (525 amino acids)
Source: RefSeq, a predicted model, not a curated record
AUGGCUUUCAAUCUACAAGUCAAAGCCAUGCAAGUAAAGAAAUUUGAAAAAAUCCUGAGAGGAACUAUCCCAUUAAAUUCAGCUGGAUAUCAAAACAAAACACCAUCCCCCAAUGAAACAGAUACAAACCAUGACAUCACAAAUAGCAUAGUGAAUUUAUCUCAUCGCACACUAACGGAGGAUGAAACAAAAGCCCUUCAACUAGGUCUAAAUUAUGCUCUCCCAUAUUUCAAGCACAAGGACCUUAUUGUUGAAGCAGGCAUAAACAUAGAACUUUGUUUGAAUGACUUCGAAAUAACUGAAGUACACAAGAAUAAAAUCCGAUCAGGAAUUUCCAGAAUAUUACACUCAGAGAUUAAUAAGCCAGACGAAAUAUCCAAAGAUUACAAGUGGCUUAAACCAAUAUGUAAAAAUCUCAAGGAAGAUGAAACUAUCACAAUUGUCCCUGCAGAUAAGGGAAAUAUGACAGUGAUCAUGUCCACAACCAAAUACGAAGAAAAAAUUGAAGAACUUCUAACUGAUCCGAAUUACACCAUCAUUCCCAACGACCCUACGAAAUCAGUAGAACACGAAAUUCACACCCUUGCGAAGAAUUUAUUCAAAUUAAAAAGAAUCGACAAAAAUCAAUACCAACACAUUUCUCCUUCUAACUCAAAGAUCCCAAAAUUCUAUGGAUUACCUAAAAUCCAUAAAGACGGUCUACCCUUUCGUCCCAUUGUUGAUUUCCGAAAUUCGCCCUCUUACAAUCUGGCUCAUUUUCUAAACAGGAUCCUAAAAUGUGUCACAUCAAAAUUCCCCACGACGCUAAAAAACUCUUACGAGUUUGCAGAUAAAAUCAAGAAUUUUAUUGUCCCACCCAACCAUGAAUUGGUCUCAUUUGAUGUCACUUCAUUAUUCACACGCGUUCCAAUUCAACAAACCCUUGACUACAUCAAAAAGCGACUGGACUCCUGCAAUGAUUGGAAAGCAGUUACAAAACUGACAUCGGAAGAAGUAAUGAAAUUGAUCAAAGUAACAGUCAACUCCAACUACUUUACUCGGACUGGGAAAAUCUACAAACAAAACGAUGGAACACCUAUGGGAAGCCCAAUUUCACCUAUCUUUGCAGAAUUCUGUCUACAAGAAUUAGAAGAGCAAUUAAUAUUGAACAAUCCGGACAUCCCUUUUUACCAAAGGUUUGUGGAUGACUCCAACGGCUGUAUCCAGGUGGGCAAGAAGGAGAGUAUCCUCCAAUCUCUCAACAGUUUUCAUCCCAGUAUAAAAUUUACAUGCGAAACUGAAGAAAAUUGCAAACUACCGUUUUUGUAUGUUUUAAUAUCCCGAGAUGAAGAUGGAGCCAUUCACAGACAAGUUUAUCGCAAGCUGACCCACACUGGGAGAUACCUCAACUAUAAUUCAUAUCACCAUCCAUCCCAAAAGUUGGCCGUAAUUGAUGCCCUAAGUUAUCGAGCUUUCAAAAUAUGCGAUGAUGAAUAUUUAGAAAAUGAACUAAAAUUAAUAACAAGCUCUUUAAUGACAAACGGAUAUCCGAAAAGUUUAAUCAAAGUGAGACAAGCCGUCCGCUUAAUCAACGCGUAA